AUGCAAAGAAGGCGCCUGGCGUUCGACAUGUUCAGUGCACUCUUCUACGGGACGCAGAUGAAGACGACGUCCCCUUCUGCGAGGUUCAAUUUCGGCUUAACACGCAAGUUGUCGAACAAACGAAGAAUGUACCUGUCGGAGAGGCCGGAGGACCUGGACUUUGUGCAGAACACCGUUGACGUCUUCCGCUGCCCUGCCGAAAUUCUUACAAGGGGAGGGCCAGAAGAGGCCAAAGGAGGCAUGAUGGGAACUUCCGUCUUCCAGCCCCAUCUGAAGAUGGGCAUCUUCCGGAAUCAUCCCCUGAACAAGAAGUUCAAGGCAUCUUGGCACCGGAGCUACGAGUACUCCUGCCAGAUGCUCGAGGAGGCGCUGGAGAAGUUCAAGGACACGCCGGCGGACACGAAGCCCUACAUCGUGCGAGUCAUUGGCCGCCAGAGCAUUCCAGUGGAGGGCAUCAAGGAGGUCGCUGCGAGCGUGAUGCUGGCCGGCAUCGACACCACGACCUCCGUAAUCAGCUGGAAUCUCCUCUACCUCGCUAUGAACCCGGAGAAGCAGGAGAUCCUAAGGAAAGAACUUCGCGAAGUGCUCGGCUCGGGAGACAUCACCGAGGAGAUCGCCGCAAACAUGAAGUCGAAGCUGCCCUAUCUCAGGGCUGUGAUCCGGGAAACGCACCGCGUCGCCCCAGCCACUCCCAUUAUGACCCAGCGGCCGGCCCCCUGUGACGUGGAGCUGGCCGGCUACUCCGUGCCAGAAGGGACCCCAGUUGGCUUCAACGUCUUCUCCGUGCAGAACAACCCCAAGUAUGUCGAGGACCCUUCGGAGUUCAAGCCGGAGCGAUGGCUGGCGGAUGCCGUUGAGGCCCGCAGAGGAACCGAAGCCGAGGUGAUCGAUGACAAGCUGCUGGCCACGCCUUUCUCCUUUGGGGCCCGCAUGUGUUUGGGAGGCCGCGUCGCAGACCUCGAGCUAAGUGUCGCCAUUGCCCGCUUGGUCCGGGACUGGCGCAUCAGCGUGCCGGCAGGCCAACCUUCUUGGAGGAACUUGCAGCCCCUGCUGACCAAGCCGCACCCCUUUCCUUCCUUUUCCAUCGAGGCGGCCUGA
Symbiodinium natans is the source of this 1098-nucleotide messenger RNA. NCBI's taxonomy places the organism in Eukaryota, Dinophyceae, Suessiales, Symbiodiniaceae. The record is from the annotation of a GenBank genome assembly.